Malus domestica (apple) is the source of this 1159-nucleotide messenger RNA. RefSeq names its product heat stress transcription factor C-1. Gene Ontology annotation, molecular function: RNA polymerase II cis-regulatory region sequence-specific DNA binding; DNA-binding transcription factor activity. The record is from RefSeq and is marked provisional. Gene Ontology annotation, biological process: cellular response to heat; regulation of transcription by RNA polymerase II. Gene Ontology annotation, cellular component: nucleus. Lineage: Eukaryota; Viridiplantae; Streptophyta; Magnoliopsida; Rosales; Rosaceae.
CUGAAAACGCAGACAGAAAACAGAGAGUUGUGAAGGAGAGUUAUAUGGGAUGAUGAUGGAGGAGAGCAACAACGUCAUCGCACCGUUCGUUAUGAAGACUUACCAGAUGGUCAACGAUUCGACGACGGACAAUUUAAUCACGUGGGGAAGAGCCAACAACAGCUUCGUCGUCGUCGACCCUGUGGUCUUCUCUCAGAGACUGUUACCCGCUUACUUCAAGCACAACAAUUUCUCCAGCUUCGUACGCCAGCUCAACACCUAUGGAUUUCGAAAGGUCGAUCCAGAUAAGUGGGAGUUCGCGAGCGAGUGGUUUCUGCGAGGGCAGACGCAUUUGCUGAGAAACGUGGCGAGGAGAAAACACAUGGGCAAGAGUUCGAGUUCGAAUUCAAACGCAAACUUCUUACAGGCGAAGCACGAGGAGCUCGAUGGCGAAGAUAUAAUUAGGGAGAUUUCGGGGUUGAAGCAGGAGCAGAAGGCGCUGGAGCAAGAAAUCGGGGAUAUGAACCGGCGGCUGGAUGCGACGGAGCGACGGCCGCAGCAAAUGAUGGCGUUUCUGAACAAAGUGGCGGAGGACCCGGAGAUUCUGCCACGUAUGAUGCUCGAGAAGGAUCGCGCGACGGCGGCCCAGUUGGGGGAGAAGAAACGGCGGGUUAUGAUGAUGGCAUCGACAUCGUCGUCGUCGUCGUCAUCGACAAUGGGGGCCACUACUUCCGUCAAAACUGAGGACGAAGAUGACGGAACCGUAGCGGUAAUUUCCUCAUCUCCCGAAGCUGGUUUUGAGAUGGAGAGUUUUAAUCGGUAUCCCACGCCACCGGAGGCCCAGACGGCGUCGGAUUGGUUAAGGCAGAGGUGGGUUGUGGAUCGGGUUCACGCUAUACAAAACCCGUAUAACAUGAAUCCGACGGCGUUGGGUCAUGGGGCGGAGAAUACCCGGAAUAGUGGUAAUUCCGCGUAUGGGUAUGGGAAUGGGAGUGGCGGCGGCCCUGGCGGGGAAGUGGGAUUCUUUACGGAGGUGGAAGCUAGUCCUCCACCGCCUUAUCCAUUUUCGCUAUUGGAGGGAGGCUUUUAGGUUUUUUUGGUGCUUUAACAAUAUUUAUGUUUUGUUGACAAAAAAAAAAAAAAACAAUAUUUAUGUUUAAUUUUUUUUCGAAUUUAACAA